Dujonia railenensis is the source of this 3330-nucleotide messenger RNA. The record is from the annotation of a GenBank genome assembly. Lineage: Eukaryota; Fungi; Ascomycota; Pichiomycetes; Serinales; Debaryomycetaceae.
AUGGGAAACUUUCCAAAAUUACCCGAAGGUACUCAAUUGCCGGUAGGGAGCCACCAGGUGACAGUAUUAAAAUACCUAUCAGAGGGUGGGUUUGCACACAUAUACAAAGUUCAGAUUGAGCCUCCUGAAAAUGGUUCAGAUAUAGCAUGUUUGAAGAGAGUCAUUGUACCCGAUAAGCCGGGUUUGGACCAGCUUCGAAAGGAAGUGGAUGUGAUGAAGACCUUGGCACAUGGUAGAAAUAUAGUAAGGUACUACGACUCGCAUGCCGAAAGGUUGGAUAAUGGUACCUAUCAAGUUCUUGUGCUUAUGGAAUUGUGCCCGAAUAAGUCAUUGCUCGACUAUAUGAAUGCUAAGAUAAAAACAAAGUUGACUGAACAGGAAAUUUUACAGAUUAUCUUGGACAUAUCCAUUGGGAUAUACGAAAUGCAUACCAUCCACUUGAUUCAUAGGGACAUUAAGAUUGAGAACGUUUUGAUCGACGCUAAACAUAGAUUUAAGUUAUGCGAUUUCGGUUCCACUUCAGGCCCAAUAAUGGCUCCAACAAACCCUCAGGAAUUCCAAACGAUAAGUCAUGACAUUUUGUAUCAGACAACACCCCAAUACAGAUCACCAGAAAUGAUCGAUUUAUACAGAGGUUUCCCCAUUAAUGAAAAAGCGGAUAUCUGGGCUUUUGGUUGCUUUUUAUACAAAUUAUGCUACUAUACUACUCCGUUUGAAGCCAAUGGAGACAUUGCUAUUUUACAUGCUUCAUUCCAAUUUCCUCCUAAGCCAGUCUAUUCUGGUGAUUUAAUGAAUUUGAUUAUAAUAAUGUUGCAAGAAAAUCCAUUAUUCAGACCAAAUAUAGUGCAAGUCAUAAUGUUGAUAUGCAAGAUGAUUGGCGUGGAGUUCAAUGAUCUUCGAAUCAAAGACAUUUAUAAUGUCGGAUCAUAUAACUUUAAGGCAUUGCACGCAUAUCAAGUUGCUAAACAACAACAUCAACAACAACAACAGCAACAGCAACAACAAUCAUCGAGCAUUUCCAGAACAACAAGUAAUGUCAACGUUCAAAAUGCUCAACAAGUAUUACCUGGAGCAUCUGAACCGGGAGCUGGUCCAGCAACUGCCCAAUCUACCAACCAGCUUCAAAUUCCAUCCAGAUUACCGACAUACUCCCAAACCAAUUCGUCUGAGAAGUUAGCUCCUGUGUCAAGGGGCUCUAAUCGCUCAAGUUUAGAAAUUCAAGGUGAGUUUGAGAAUUUGGAUGAUGUCGAAGAAAGGUACCCGUCACUCGAAAGCUUGAGUGUUGAUCCUCAAGCUAAAAUUCAAGCCAACCAAACUUCAAGAUCUGCGUCCCAAGUACCAGUGCAGCCGGCUCCGCCACAAAUGAAGGCUCCAAUACCUCCAACGAUUCCACCACCCCAAGUCUUGAGUGUUGCAGAAAUCCAAAAGCUCACUCCAGAGCAACAAAACGCUUAUAAUUACCAGCAUCAACUAUACCAGUAUGAAAUCAGUAAGUUCCAAUAUCAACAACAGCAAUACUUCCAGCAGCAGCAACAAUAUCAACAAUCUUAUUAUCAACAACAACAACCACAGCAACAGCAGCAGCACCGGCCCCAAAGUCAACAACAGCCUCAACAACAGCCUCAACAACAACCUCCUAAUCUGUCUGUUCCGUAUUAUGAGAAUUCGCCCCAGCAAUUAGCAGCGAACAAAACUCACGAUCUGCAAUACUCGUUGUCACGCUCUAAAAGCAGAAAAUCCUCAGAGCCUGGAGAAUUAGAAAAGAAGGAAGCUUGGGAAAAGCAUGUUACCACUAAAAGUAUUGAUGGAGAUACAGAAAAGUUGGUGAGUGAUAUUUUCGGAACAGGAAUUUCCGGAUCAAGUUCAAUAGCUACUGAGGAUGAUUUGAACCAGCUUUCGGUUGCACCCACUCGUCAAAGCUCUAAAUCGGACAGAAGUCAGCAUCAUUCAAAAUCUAGAGAAGAUAUUAACGCUUCUUUGGCGAAACCCAAAGAUGAAUCUCAUAAGAUAAAAGAUGUUGCAGAGUCAUCUUUUGGAGCUGAUCUAAUCACUUCAACUAAAGAGAAAGAUAGUAGUGAUGAUGAUGAUGAUAAUGCUGAAGCAGAUCAGAGCUUAGAUACAAGUAAUUUACUUGAUGCCAAUGACUUAAUUGAAUUUGAGAAUCAAUUCCCUGAAACUUUACCAGAUGAAAUUGCUGACGGUAAAUUUGUCGAUGAUCAUGGGAAGAAGAAUACUGAUGGAGCUCCCGAGAUCCCAACCCUGAACCAAAAACAGCAACAGGAACAACCAUCUAAGUUAGAGAAAGAUAACAUCAAAGCAUUGCCCAGUAUACCUCAGCAAGAAGAAUCUUCUACGAGAGCAGUUGUGAACAACAACCCUUUCCCAACUCAAACCGAGAAGGUAUUCCAAAAAGAACCUGAAUUGAUUGAGAACUAUUCAAAAAAUAUGCUGGAAAAAAAGAGUGGAAACCCUUGGGGUGAAUUUAGACAGAAGCCUCUCCAAGAGAAAGCUCAAACGGAACAAGUAUUUUCUCCACAUAUCGUGCCACCUCAUAUUGGUACCUCGCAGUCGAAUCCAGGUUUCCAACCAUUUAUGGUUAAUGGUGUAGAGCCUUCAAACGGAAACGCCUCACUCGUUAAUCAAAGACCCAAAAACUCUCAGCCCAUUGCUCACUAUUCGUAUCCUGCAGAUUCUUUACUUUUGUCAUCUUCUCCUGAAAAGAAUAACCAGGAAGCUCUGAAGGCAGUCUCGAAUAAUGUAGAUCAUAUCAGGAACAUUAGCGAUCAGAUCAAUUUGAUUGAUUUGGAGGUGGGACUCGAGUCUUCAUCUUCGGCCUCCACUCCAGCAUUAAACCCUCAUAAGGUGUAUAAGAAUGAGAGCCAGGGCGAAUCACUACUUGACUUGAAUUUAAAUGAAGAGGAAAAGUUUGGAAUAAAGCAGAAUAAUAAUGAGCCUAGGUUUAAGAAAAGAAUAUCAUCUGGAGUUAACAUACCAAACAACAUAAAUUUCCAAGAAGAGGUUAUCGAUUGGGCAUCUGACGACGAAAACCCAGAAAAUAGUUCUAAGUUAAAUAGACUAUCGAUUAGACACUCUCUUAAGAAUCCUAAACCCCGAAGAAGUGGAGGAGAGAGAGAACGCAGAUCGGGAGAAAUCAAACGAUCUGAAAGAUCUGAAAGGGCUGGAUCUGAUAGUUCUGACGCUGACACCAAGCAUGGAGGUGGUAGUAGUGUGAGUGGAGGUGGAAGUGGAAGUGGAAGUACUUCUGGUUCAGGAAGCAAAGAUACGAGCACUUCCAAAAAAAGAAUGUCACUUUUCCACUCCAAUUCGUAG